Ilex paraguariensis (yerba mate) is the source of this 1419-nucleotide messenger RNA. The record is from the annotation of a GenBank genome assembly. Lineage: Eukaryota; Viridiplantae; Streptophyta; Magnoliopsida; Aquifoliales; Aquifoliaceae.
AUUUCUCUAUCUCACGCACACACUCACACAGAACAAUGACAUCUUUGCAACUACUCUCAAACCCUAAACCCUUCUCUUCCUUGUACUCCUUUACCGUAAUCCCUCUCAAUCCCUUCAACCCCAAAACCUUGAGACCUCCGAAUACCUUCCAAAAACCCAAACUCUACCCUACCAAAACCACCAUUCUAUCAGUCCUCCAAUACAACCGCAAGCCCCAGCUAGCCGGUGAAACCCCAAGAGUCGUGGUCAUCACCUCCGGCAAAGGCGGCGUCGGCAAGACCACCACCACCGCCAAUGUGGGUCUCUCAUUAGCCCGUCUCGGCUUCUCUGUCGUCGCCAUCGACGCAGACGUCGGCCUCCGCAAUCUCGACCUUCUGUUAGGCCUCGAAAACCGCGUUAAUUACACCGUCGUCGAGAUCCUCAACGGCGAUUGCCGCCUCGACCAAGCCCUAGUCCGCGAUAAACGCUGGUCCAACUUCGAAUUGCUCUGUAUAUCGAAGCCCAGGUCCAAACUCCCAAUUGGGUUCGGUGGAAAAGCACUAGUUUGGAUUGUGGAAGCAUUAAAAGAUCGCCAAGAAGGUUGCCCCGAUUUUAUACUCAUAGAUUGUCCCGCGGGUAUUGAUGCCGGAUUCAUUACGGCGAUCACGCCAGCUAAUGAAGCGGUUUUGGUCACCACGCCGGACAUUACGAGCUUAAGGGAUGCUGAUAGGGUUACUGGGUUGUUGGAAUGUGAUGGAAUUAGGGACGUAAAGAUGAUUGUGAACCGUGUUCGGACAGAUAUGAUUAAAGGGGAAGAUAUGAUGUCUGCUCUGGAUGUUCAGGAGAUGUUGGGAUUGGCAUUAUUGGGGGUGAUUCCGGAGGAUUCAGAGGUUAUUCGGAGUACGAAUAGGGGGUUCCCACUUGUAUUGAAUCAGCCACCAACAUUGGCGGGGUUGGCUUUUGAGCAGGCUGCUUGGAGGUUGGUUGAGCAGGAUAGUAUGCGGGCUGUGAUGGUUGAGGAGGAGCCGAAGAAGAGUGGGUUUUUCUCGUUUUUCGGGGGCUAAAAACUGAACUCGGUUAGAAUUCUUGGCCUAGUUUUGAGGAAUUUUAUUGCAAUUGUGAUCACUGGAGGACAAGUAUCUGGCUUCUGCUUUUAGUUGGAGCUGCUUGUUGGGAGAUGAGGUGUAGUUGAGAAGCUGUGCAUAGUAGGGGCCUAAAAGGUUUUGGCCGAUUCCUAUCAACAUGAUGCACCUCUUAGUAGAGGGGCAUGAAAAGGCCACGGAGACUAUGACCUAUGAAUAGGGAUCAAUUGAUAGACAUUUUGAUUUAGAAAGAGAAUCUAGGAGGAACGCUUUUUUCAUUCGCUGUGCACUGAUUGGAUGCGUGAUCACGGGAUCAAUCAAUGGACGGGGAAUUGCGUGAAUGACGAGACUGGCCUAA